AUGGCCCGUUACCUCAUAACGGUGUUGUUCGUCUCUACGCGCGGCGAGUUUGUAGACAACUGGGGACAACCUUCAGCACCUGUCGGACUGUACGACGGUCCGAAGAUAGACGCACUCUGGAAUAGAUGCGAAUGGAAAGACUUUAAAUUCGGAGAAAUCUUUCGAGGCGCAUUGCUAAACUAUUACACCUCGACCUCCAAUUGGGCCGCCUUUCGCGGUUACGACUUGGUGCCCGAGAAUAGUCACCUCUAUGAGUAUUUCAACCUCUUUCACCGGCUAAUUGAAACAGAAGAGACCGAGUUUAUGGCAAGUUACGACAUCCUGAAUCACUGCACUGGGGCGGUGGGUGAGAACGGGAUCGUCCUUGGUUUCCCGCCUAUUCAUGUACACCACGUCCAUGCCAGCCCGACAAAUACAGGCAUGCAGAGAUCGCGUAUACUCGACUGUGCAAAACUUGCUGCCGGUCUGCUGGCCAAAAACGAGAACUGUUGUUCCGAUGUCAUGCGUAUUGUUUUCGAACAGCAUGGUGACUUUAUGUGCCGAACGGCUGAAGGUGGUACUCGCUGUUACCUUGAGGACAUGCCUGAGGGUUAUGCUAAGCGUGUCACGGAGUCUAUGAUAAUUAAUGGCGAGCUGAAUGAUUUGGCAAUGAGUGGGCGUCGCUUUCAACCCGAAGCAAGGGCUUACGAUCCGAUUGAUCCUUUAUCUCGCGGCUUUUCUGAUAAUAAUGCGGUGAAGCAGCACAUAUUGACGGCGUAUGACAAACAGAGCAUCGAAGCCGGCAAACAACCUCGGUUGGUUUGUCACGGGCGUACUGAUUAUGAAACAAACUUCUCCAAACUGGCAUAUCAGUUUGACAGGCGCGCGCCGACUUUCUGGAGCUUCAGUAUGCAUGAUCCAUUUGUUGUCAUUGGCUUCAACGAGCACUGUGGACCAGCACCGGGGCCCCAUGAACCAGGAGUGAUCCCGGCGACAUUGGUUUCUUACUUCGGAUAG
Aureococcus anophagefferens is the source of this 996-nucleotide messenger RNA. RefSeq lists its product as hypothetical. The record is from RefSeq and is a predicted model, not a curated record. Lineage: Eukaryota; Pelagophyceae; Pelagomonadales; Pelagomonadaceae. The coding region runs from base 1 to 996 and encodes 331 amino acids. The transcript is spliced from 3 exons.